GACACCUACUACCCCAUCAAAAGAGGGAAGUACCAGCAGUACUGAGCGCCAGCAUAAAGGAAAGAAGAUGUUUGAGGAAGACGCUAUGCAUGAGGAACCCAGCUCACCCGAAUCCCCGGUGGACAGUCUCGGAAAUAGCGAGGAGGAACAGGACAGGCAGCAGAAAAGAGGCGCACGAAAGAGACGAGUGAGUCGGAGAAGCGCGGAGGACUCGGACAGUCCCACACCAGGCUCUGGUAAAAAAGCCAAGAAGUGCGCAGGUAGCCCGCAGUCAUUCGAGGAUCUGCAGACGCAGCGAGUGAUGGCCAACGUGCGUGAGCGCCAGAGAACUCAAUCCCUGAACGAGGCUUUCGCCUCCCUGCGCAAGAUCAUCCCCACCCUGCCCUCAGACAAACUGAGUAAAAUACAGACUCUCAAACUCGCUGCCCGGUACAUUGACUUUCUUUACCAGGUUCUGCAAAGUGACGAGCUGGACUCCAAAAUGGCGAGCUGCAGUUAUGUGGCGCACGAACGGCUGAGCUAUGCGUUCUCCGUGUGGAGGAUGGAGGGAGCCUGGUCCACUAACAUCUCACUUACGCACAGCGCCUGCACCAGCAUUAAUGGAGAGCCGUGACUUCAAAGCUCAGAAAGACUGCAAGAGAGCCUGCACACAGGACCAAAAUUAACUCAGACUGUACAGACAUGGAUUACAGCCAAAAAGGAAAGGUUUUGGAGACAAUCUUACUGGGAAGGACUGUGGCGUCGUCACGAGCACUUAAAUACAGUCCGAGACACCAGCAGACAAGGGAUUGCAUUCAGAUCCGUGCUUUUAAUUGCGGUUUCUUGAUUAAUGACGAUGAAUGUGGAAACUUUGUACUUCUGUAGGCUAUGUGCAUGCAUUUCGACAAGCCUUGCCAUCUCAUUCCAAGCCAGAAUGACUGCAACAGCAGAAGCAAACACUUUAGUUCUGGCCAAAACUGUGGAUACAGCAACAAAGUGAAGGUCCUCAUACAGUAUUUAUUUCGUCAAUGGACGAAACUUGGCUCAUAUUUGUAUAAAACAUUUUUUGACUGGUUAAUAAAGGUUUAUUUAUUUAUUGACACUUAAU
Messenger RNA from Trichomycterus rosablanca, 1087 nucleotides. RefSeq names its product twist family bHLH transcription factor 1a (gene twist1a). Lineage: Eukaryota; Metazoa; Chordata; Actinopteri; Siluriformes; Trichomycteridae. The transcript has 2 exons. The record is from RefSeq and is a predicted model, not a curated record. Gene Ontology annotation, biological process: regulation of transcription by RNA polymerase II; developmental process. Bases 68 to 613 code for a protein of 181 amino acids. Gene Ontology annotation, molecular function: DNA-binding transcription factor activity, RNA polymerase II-specific; RNA polymerase II transcription regulatory region sequence-specific DNA binding; protein dimerization activity.